GUAGAAGAAGAGUAGCUGUUUCCUCUUCCCGGGUUAGCUAGGUUAGCCGAAGAUAAAUAAACACGGUACAAUGACAUUGACAUACGUAAUUAGCAUUUCUGCUGUUUCCCGUCACUUUCUGAACAUCUCAAAUUAGCUCUUCAUCCCUUUGAACACAUCAUAAAACCUCCGUAAUCACAGGAAGCAAAGGAUGGCUCUUUCCUGUGUGCGACUGUGCACUCGACACAUGAGCAAAGGGCUUCAAGUCUGUGGGUAUGCGACACUCAGUAAAGCAUCCAGACCUCAGGAGAAAACCAGCAGCGGUCCAGUUUUUCAGUACGUCGGCGAGCACAAAAAGCCCAGCCACAAAGUGUUUGUGUGGGGCUUCAGUUUCACUGGUGCUCUGGGUAUCCCCAGCUUUGUGGUGCCAGACAGCGGCAGGAAGAAGCCCCGCAAAUAUCAGCUGACUCCUUACCGGCUGGAGACUGCAGAGCAGAUCUCCUCUGCUGCUUGUGGUUACGGCUUCAGUCUCAUUGCCUCUCCGACUAAAGAUGUGAUCAAACUGUGGGGCAUGGGCCUGAACAAGGACUCUCAGCUGGGCUUCCAACGCACACAACACAGCCGCCAUCAGAGCUAUGACUUCGUGUUGGAGCCAUCCCCGGUGGCUCUGCCUCUCACCCAGCCUCUGCAGACCAGAGUGGCUCAGGUUGCAUGUGGCCGCGCUCACUCUCUGAUCCUCACCGAUCAAGAGGGAGUUUUCAGUAUGGGCAACAAUGCGUACGGCCAGUGUGGAAGACGGAUAGUUGAAGACGAAGUUUACAGUGGCAGUCACAUCAUUCACAAGAUAGAAGGCUUCGGCAGCAGGGUCACACAGGUGGCAUGUGGACAGGAUCACAGCCUCUUCCUCACUGAGACAGGAAAAGUGUUUGCAUGUGGAUGGGGUGCAGAUGGACAGACAGGUCUGGGACACCACAACAUCAGCUCCAGUCCUGUGGAGGUGGGAGGGGAUCUGGCCGGGGUGGAGGUGCAGCAGAUCAGCACGUAUGGAGACUGCAGCCUGGCUGUGUCCAGAGAUGGACUGCUGUAUGGGUGGGGCAACUCUGAAUACCUGCAGCUGGCUUCGGUCACCGAGGCCACACAGAUCAACUCUCCUCGACAUCUUCCUCUGAGAGGCUGCGGGAAGGUGGUUCAGGCGGCGUGUGGAGGAACACAGGUGGCUGUUCUCAACGAUAAAGGAGAGGUGUUUGUGUGGGGUUAUGGCAUUCUUGGAAAAGGCCCAAACUUAUCCGAAUCCUCGACCCCGGAGAUGAUUCCCGCUACGCUGUUUGGGCGCUCAGAGUUCAACCCCUCAGUAACCGUCUCCAGGAUCAGGUGUGGCCUCAACCAUUUUGCUGCAGUGACAGAUCGAGGCGAGCUCUUCGUCUGGGGGAAGAAUGUGAGAGGUUGUUUGGGCAUUGGGAAGAGAGACGACCAGUACUUCCCGUGGCGGGUAACUGUGCCUGGUCAAGUGGUGGACGUAGCUUGUGGUGUUGACCACAUGGUGGCGCUGGUGAAGUCCCUCCUGUGAGCUGCUGCGCUCCUCAGCAGUGGAUGAAAGGCUGGAUGUUUGGCUGAGCCUCCCGCUGAUCCCCCGGGCGCCUCAGGGAGCCGAUCGGGGGCCACGCUGCAGUCUUGAAGCCAGCUGCUCUCCACAGGCGACGGACCCUCGUGUCCCUCCGCCCUGCAGUGACGUCAAGCUGAGUACAGGGCGGUCGAUCCAGCAGCAAACUGUCACUGACACAGCUCACUUUACCCUGCAUGAAGGUCAUACGGCAAAGACAUCAAAGAGUUUAUUGUUUUAUCACGACUCGAGCUGAAACGAUAAAUCGAUUGAGCAAAACUGUGAAAAAAUGUGAAUAUUUAUCUGGUUGCAGCUUCUCUGCUUUGAAGAUUUUCUGCCUUUUUCUGUUUUGUAUCAUUGUAAAAUAUCUUUUAGACGGUUGGACAAAACAAGACUUUUUUUUUUACUAUUUAAUCUGGUAACAGUAGUUGCAGCUGCAGCUCUAAUUACUUGGGCUUUAUUUCCAUUGUUUUGGCUAUCAGUUCUUGUAUUGUUAAUUACUUUAGUGAACCAUAAGUAUCAAAGUAAGACCCAAGUUGUAAUGAAUUGGACAAGUUUCCUACUAGAAAACACAAUCAGCUUUCAGGUGGUUCAUACUGUAAAAUGUUUUGUUUGCUCUCACAUGUUGUUCAUUUGCUGCUGCACAGCAAAGUGACUGUGAGAGAAAAGUGGUUCAGUGAAUGAAGUGAUUCACUGUGGAAUCAACACUCCUGUGGUUUUGGGAUCAUCUCAAAUGAUAUGUUGUGGCACUCUGCAGGCCGGUGAAGUGUUUGUAAAACACUGAACUGUUUGUAAAGCUGGUGACGGCAAAAUAAUCCACAAUAACAAAAACCCACGAUAUCUCUGUGCCAACUGCAAAUAGAGGUGAAGGCACUCUGCCAGGGAGAAUACAUGUUUUGGCGAAUCAAUUUUACAACAUGAACUCAUCAAUAGUGCGUGCAUGUUGUGCACAGCGUUUCAUGGAAUGUGCCGUGCUCCUGAUCUGGAUGUAUUAGAGAAUGAAGCCACUUUACCCACAGUGUUAGUUUGACAGUAUGGAGGGAAUGAAAGACUCUAUAUAAAAAAUAAAUUAUUUUUUUACCACA
This is a messenger RNA of Epinephelus moara (kelp grouper), 2664 nucleotides long. It is a transcript of the gene rcc1l, whose product is annotated as RCC1 like. The record is from RefSeq and is a predicted model, not a curated record. The coding region runs from base 191 to 1546 and encodes 451 amino acids. NCBI's taxonomy places the organism in Eukaryota, Metazoa, Chordata, Actinopteri, Perciformes, Serranidae. The transcript is spliced from 12 exons.